Molecule: messenger RNA, 2480 nt
Organism: Gallus gallus (chicken)
Lineage: Eukaryota; Metazoa; Chordata; Aves; Galliformes; Phasianidae
Gene: OSER1
Product: oxidative stress responsive serine rich 1
Exons: 3
Coding region: 1476-2357 (293 amino acids)
Biological process (GO): cellular response to hydrogen peroxide
Source: RefSeq, a predicted model, not a curated record
AAGGAUGGAGAGGAGGAAAGCCUGCAGACAGCAUUCAAAAAGCUGAGAGUUGAUGCGGCUGGGUAAGUAACAGUGUGGGGAGCUACAGAGUUAACCUUACAAAUGGACUAAGAGGGGAACACCCUUACUGUGAAAUCUGAAAGAGUGAAGUAAUCUCAAAAGGUCAGGCACUGAAAGCCUUCAUUCUAGUUAGGUUUAUUGGAAUAAAUUCACUAACUGUAGGCUGUGUUUCUCAAGGAAUUGUGAUUUUGUUAAAUCAUCGUUAGCUCCCAGCAGGCUUGAAGCAAAUCUAAUGAUAAGCAGCAGUUGACAGCUUGCUUGAGAUGAAUUUUGGCAGGAUUCUGGCUGUCACAGGCUGUGUCUGUGACUCUGGAAGUCAACGUAUGAUCACUGCUGUACAGGCUGUCUGCAGAUGAACUCCUUUUCCCAAAAGAGGAAUAUUCCUUCCAUGUCCGAAGGAGAGCAUUAGAUGCAGUGCAUGAUUCGGACAGAAACUGUUUUCAUUGAUGUCACUUUCAGACUUUCUGUUUAUAGCUAAAAAUGCUAAAUGGAAAAGAAUGCUUGUUUUGUGUUGCUUCAUGGGAGAUGUAAUGUGUGGUACUUAACCCUCACUGUCCCAGGCAGAAGAAGACAAGCAGCAUGUGUCUUCUGUUAGCAAAAAUCUUUUCUUUAUCAAGAAUAAACAGAUGGUUUCUAUAUUAUUCUUUUGCUGCUGAUGAAUGUGUAUUAUUACAUAUAUAGUACCGAAUUUCAGUAAGCUGCAGGCUGUAAUGCAGUUACGCUGCUGACUGAGGUGCAGCUGUAAGGCAGAAUGUAAAUAUCAAGUUGGGAGUUGGAGUUCCCUUAGAACCUAGGUGGCAAGUAGAAAGGCUCUUAAUAUUUCAUUUAAGUAAAUAAGCUCGUUAGAAAUCUGUCACCACCCAAGAGCCUUUCAUUACUUUAGUAUCUCUAGUCCAGAAGCCAGGUCAGACAUACUUUAAUACUGGUGGUUUUUACUCUUGACCUUCAAUUUACUAUCAUGCUCAUAGUUAUAAAAUGGAAAACAGCAGGUGCUUGAAGAAUAGAUUAGUCUUUUAAAUGCCAGUUAAUGCUGUCCUUCAGUGGCAUGUAAAGACUUAUUUCCAUUUGUUGGGAAGUCAGUCCUGCUUAAAAAACAAUUUAAUGUAGGAUUAAUCCAUCCUUAUCAAUUCCAGAUCAAUAUGCGAAGUCACAGCUUGAAAAGAUGGUUUGUGGUAUUGUCGCAGAUCGUCGGAAAUCUCAGUGUGGGGUGGAUUUGUAGCACCAGAGAAAGGAGUGAAUGUUAUGUGUUGUCUGACUUAAAUAAAAGUUGAAAGUUUGUCACAGUUCUGUUGCUCAAGUGGGUGAACUUGCAGUAGUAUGUAGUUUCAGCUUACAUUGUCCUAGACAAAGGCAUAAGUGUUCUUCAGAUAAACAAAGUCUAUUUAUGUCCAAAGAACAUUUAUUUUUAGGAAAGAAUGGUUUAUUUGUCUCUGGAAAAAGAGGCACAUCUCUUCAGCGGUGUUUUUUUUCCCCCUCUCCUGGGAAACAGCUCUACUGCUUCUCUUUCUAUUGGUGAAGGGACAAGCCCAAGAGCACUAGUUAGAGCAGCAGCAGAUGAAACCAAACCUAAGAAUGCUUGUACUUCUAAGGAAACCUGGCAUGGAUCUAUGAAGAAACCUUCAAGAGGAGCUGUGAGAACUCAGCGUCGCAGGCGUUCCAAGUCCCCAAUUCUUCAUCCUCCAAAAUUUAUCCACUGCAGCACAAAAUCACAAUCCACGUGCAACCAACUAGUGCACAAGGGCCAGAUUGAUGCCCCAGCUGAUGGCAAUGCAUUUGGAAUACUAGUCCCAAAGGAAGCUCGUGCACAUGAACGAUGCAGUGUUGCCUCAGACAUUGGCCAGAAAAGAGAUGGAGUUGGUUCUCCUGGAGCCUCUGUUGCACAGCCCACAUCAGUGAACACACAAGAGAAUUCUCCUACUGCCAUUUCUUUAGUAUCCGAAGCAAGCCUAAAGACUGAAGAGCUCUCUGACUUCCGAUCUGUGUCCAAGCUGAACAAGAAUAACCCAUGUGCCUGCGUAGAUAAAGCCUGUCAGUGUAAACGAUGGCAAGAUAUGGAGGUGUAUAAAUUCUCUGGCUUGCAGAACACUUUCACGUUGGCAUCUGAUAGAAGAACAGUUGCUGAGGAUCACUCCCAGUCUUUGCCAUCGAGAACUCCAUCAAGUUCCCCACGCUCUUGCUCUGAGCAAGCCAGAGCCUUUGUGGAUGAUGUGACUAUUGAAGAUCUUUCAGGAUACAUGGAAUAUUACUUGUAUAUUCCAAAGAAAAUGUCUCACAUGGCAGAAAUGAUGUACACCUGAAAACAAGGACUGCUAAAAACAGAAGGGUGGGUGGUUUAUACAUGUCCUUAGUCACAGUCAUGUGAGAUGGAACCUGAUCAUUGCUCACUGUGCUUGCAAUAAAAUCCUUUCUUCGCAUCUUAA